UUGACCAAAACAUCCAUGUCAAUUACUCGAAAUGCCCACUCUCUCCUUCGCCGUCUUCUUCUUCACCUAUCAGUCUCCCAUUCUUUGGACUCGAUUAUGACCAGUACUUCUCUCUCAGUCCCCUGGUCCUCUCCUUUCCUUCCGUCACGCUCCGGCCACGCGUUGCCAAUACACUUUCCUUUCGCUUUCUCUUCGCCACACACUCCAUCGCACUCUCCACUUCACUCCUCUCUGAAAUUCGGUCGUCGGGAAAAUCUCCAACAGCCGUCCCUGGUGGCGUCCGUGAUGGAUCAAGCGACUCCAUUUGAACUAAGAGACAGAGACGAUUUCGAGAAACUAGUCUCGCCCGAUGGUCUCAUCUCCAUUUCCGGCUUCGGUUCUCUCCUCUCCGAGAGAAGCGCGAGGAGUACGUUUCCCGAUUUGAUAAAUUUCAGGGUUGGGAGAUUGAACGGAUUCCGACGCGUCUUCGCUCACGUGGCUCCCAUUUUCUUCGAGCGUGGUAUAGCCAAACCUGAAACCAAGGAAAUAUCAAGCUUGAGCGUGGAGCCUUGCCAAGGAGAAAGGCUCAUAGUCACAGUCUUUGAGAUUAAAAAAUCAGAGAUUCCAGCUUUUAUUGAGAGGGAGCUCGAGUUUCGAUUUCUUGCUGUUGUGCCUGAAACUCUUGAUGGGAAGCCAUUUGAUUGUCCUGCAGUUGUCUGCGCUCGGUAUAGUGACGAGGAGUUUUUCCAAAUUAGAUGCAAAGGGAGCCAGGAGAUCUAUAAUCAGCAGUAUGGACGUUACAACAUUGAUAGGAUUUGGAGAGAUGACAUCUUACCUUGUCGUGCUUAUCUUCGGCACUGUGUCUUAGCAGCCAAAAAUCUCAGUGAUGCAGCAUAUGACAACUUCUUGGAUCAUACAUUCCUUGCUGACCGUAAAACAACAAUCGGCCAAUAUUUGGCAACAACAGGUUGUGGCAUCAUGAAAGAGGAACCCCCAGAGUCCCUCAAGACACGUUAUGGUGGCUGACCUUCUUAAUAAAUCAACAUGUAGGACUAGGAGACAUGCUCGAGAGUUUAUUGUAAAUUCUCAGAGCCAAAGAUUCAUGCUGUAUUUGUUUUUGGCUUGGACAGAUGAGUAGCCUGUGAUGAUAAUUAUGUAACUGAAACAAUUAAUUAUGCAUUUGUUAAAACACUUAAAACACUUAAAA
Molecule: messenger RNA, 1186 nt
Organism: Tripterygium wilfordii
Lineage: Eukaryota; Viridiplantae; Streptophyta; Magnoliopsida; Celastrales; Celastraceae
Exons: 8
Coding region: 16-1005 (329 amino acids)
Source: RefSeq, a predicted model, not a curated record